Penicillium argentinense is the source of this 864-nucleotide messenger RNA. RefSeq names its product RNA-binding protein with serine-rich domain 1. Lineage: Eukaryota; Fungi; Ascomycota; Eurotiomycetes; Eurotiales; Aspergillaceae. Gene Ontology annotation, molecular function: RNA binding. The annotation marks the transcript as partial. The record is from RefSeq and is a predicted model, not a curated record. Gene Ontology annotation, cellular component: nucleoplasm; ASAP complex; cytoplasm. The transcript has 3 exons. Gene Ontology annotation, biological process: mRNA splicing, via spliceosome.
CCAUACAACAGCUUCUUUUCGAAGCCAUCAUCCUCACAAACUCAUCACACCCAAAACUCUACAUCUAUGUCAUCUCGAUCCCCUCGUGGGCGCUCGCCCAUUCGGUCUCCCCUUCGAAUGCGGUCUCGAUCCUUGCGACAAUCUAGAUCCCCCCGCAACGACUCACGCUCACGAAGUAUUACGCGGUCGCCCUCUCGAGGCCGAACUCGAUCUCGCAGUCACAGUCGAGACAGCCGGAAUUACCGGGGUCGCAGCUACAGCCGAACCCCCAGUCGAACUCCAAGUCCUCCAAAAAGUGCUAAAAUCGUGAUUGAAAAGCUGACCAAGAAUGUCACGGAGAAUCAUUUGCGCGAAAUUUUUGGCAGUUUUGGAGAAAUUGAAAACAUCGACCUCCCCAUGAACCGAGCUUUCAUGACAAACAAAGGCACCGCGUACAUUUUGUAUUACGACCCUGCAGAUGCCGAGGCGGCCAUUGCGCAUAUGCACGAAGCUCAACUUGAUGGCGCUAUCUUGAACGUUUCUAUCAUCCUUCCUCGGCGGGCAUUUUCUCGGUCUCCUCCACCUGCUGCGAAUCGUGGCCAGGGUGGACGUUUCGGAUUCCGAAACGGAUCAUAUGCGAAGUCACCACCGAGGAGACAUGCUCGUGCUCGUCCUGGCGAACGUCACGAUGUUUAUCGACCCCCGUCUUUGUCGCGGUCCAGAUCUCCUAUUCGAUCACGGUCGUACUCCCGCUCGCGUUCUCCAGUGCGUAAAGGGGGUUAUCGCUCGAAAAGUCCACGAAACCGCCGGCGGCGUAGCCCCAGCUACGGUAGUUAUGACUACAGCCGCAGUCCGACACCCAACAGAGGCCGAAGUCGGAAUUGA